AAGAAGUCACAUGAUACAGGAAGUAAACCAAACAGAGGAAUGAUAGUUAACUAUCCAUCUAUCCAUUUAUAACUGCAUUACUAUUAUAAAUUAUACACGAAUAACUAAAUUUAGAGAUUCAGCUAACAAGCACUUAAAGUGAAAUAGCAUGAAAGGCUUAUUUUGCCGAACGAAUGGAGGCGAGUUCAAAUUCGUCACUCAGGAGACGUCUCUCCCAGAGGUCUUAGGCAGACAUGAGGUCAGAGUUCAAGUGAAGGCGUGUGGACUCAGCCCUCUGGACCUCAAGUUUCUCCAAGAUGUGGGCAUGCGGAGGGAUUUUAUGCCCGUGGGCAGGGAGGUGGCCGGCGUCGUACGACAAGUGGGUUCGAAGGUCUCCUUCUUCCAGCCAGACGAUGAGGUUGUCGGCAUUCUCCCUCUGGACUCCACCUGCUCUGGCCUGUGUGACAUCAUCGACGUAGAUGAACAGUAUCUCGUUGAGAAGCCAGAGAAGCUCGGCUACGUAAAUGCUGCCGGAGCGCUGCAGGACGGUCUCCGUGCAUACAGCGCCCUUCACACUCACGCUCGCAUGGCGGCCGGACACACGCUCCUGGUCAUGGACGGUGCCAGCUCUUUUGGCUUGAUGUGCAUCCAGCUGGCGUGUUACCACGGUGUGAAGGUUCUGACCACGUCACACUCGCAGCAGCAGCACACGUUCUUGGAGCAGCUAAGGCCCAGUGCAGGUGUUCAAGACCCUCUUGUGGCCAGGGUGAUUCCAGUCUAUAAAAACCCAUCAGACCUCCUUCCUGCGGUCCUGGAGGAAACCGGGGGACUGGGAGUGGACAUUGUCGUCGACUCUGGAGUACUUUUGCAGGAGGAGCCAGAAAAGUUGACGCUCCUCCCACACAAGCAUGACAUCAUCAGCCUUUUAGCAGUGGGGGGGCACUGGGUGACGUCCCACCAAGACCUGCAAUUGGACCCUCCUGAUUGCAGACUGAUGUUCUUGAAGUCGGCCUGCGUGUCUUUCCUCAACCCUGAAGCGUGGUUGGCGGCGACGGCCCAGCAGGGACGAUAUCUACACAUUCUGAGGGACAUCGUGGAGAAGAUGUCAUCUGGAGUGCUCAGACCUCAGCCCGAGACGGCGGCGUCUCUCCAGGAAGCCAUGGUUGCCAUGGAGAACGUGCAGCUUCAGCACAGGAAAAAAGCUGUUGUGCAACUGUGAACAGAUGACGCUUUGGUCGUUUUUUGGUGGGAUAGGGUGCAGAGAUAUCCCGACGUGUGUGACACAUGCCUGGCAUUGAUGGACUUUCUUUCCAUUCUAAUCAGGACACAAUUUGAGGCAAUGAUAUUCCAUGUUGGUACGCUUCAAGUUCACAGAUACAUCAUAUCAAGGAGUUAAAACAACACAAUGACAAUUUAAAGGACAGAUAAAAACUAUGUUGUGGUGCCAUCUUGAUUAAACUCAUCUCUGUGAAUGUCAACGUCAUUCAUGUCAGAGUCAAUGUCGGUCUUUCUGGCGGCCGUCCAGGAUUUUCUGAAUGGCUGCAGGACGCCCGCAUGCGUCUGUGCUGCGUCAAAUGUCAGCUUGCGUAGUUCGUAUCCCUUUGGUUUGACGACACACUCGCAUCUCCGAGCGACUGUCGUAGCGACUCCAGGCAGCUUCCCAGGAUGCAUUUCUCCUCCACCCGCAGGGACUCGACAACUUGCAGCUGCUCUUUCAAUUCCUCCCCUUGCUGGAGAAGCCUGGAGAUCUAAAAGAAUAGAACAAUGACAAGCGUGUGUGUGUUAGUGGUGAAUAUCUCUGUGGUAGACGAUUCAACAUGCAUCUCGAUACAUGGGUUACGGUUCAACGAUUACAUUUGUGGAUGUAGACAUUAAUCAGACGUUAUAAAAGUGGCAUUCUUACAGUAUUUUCAAAUGUGUAAAAGAGCACAUCGUAUCUCCAAGCAUGCUGUAAGGCAGGGGUCCCCAACCACCGGGCCGCGAGAAACGUUCAGGCGUAAUGAUUUAAAGGGGGAAAAAAGACAUUUGUAAAUGACUACAUAAAAUUGUAUUUAAAUGGAUAUAAAUUUUGUAAAUAUGGGCCAUUGUUGUAUUAAAAAAUAAGUUAGAAAUCCCCCAGCUUUUGCAUGGUUAUGUUUGCUGCGAGCUGCGACCUGUCCCACUUUAUUUGACGGCCCUUAAUGCACCACUUUCUCACGUGCUGCUCAGAGACUCCUAUACUGUAUUUUUCCCCUUUUUCUUUCCCCUCAUAUGUGGUCCCAAAUGCUGAGACUAUGUGGGAAUGCAUAAAGGUAAGAUUUGAUGACCUUAUUGAGUGCUAAUGUGUAUAUUCGGUGUACAACCUCUCUGAAAAACAAAGCCCAGGCUCGUACUGGUGCCUCUGUAUUCAUUAGUGCUUUUAAUUUGAUGUUGUUCCUGUCUUAGCUUUACACAAUACAUACAAUGGUGUGAAAAAGUGUUUGUCCCCUUCCUGAUUUCUUAUUUUUUGCAUGUUUGUCGCAUUGCAUGUUUCAGAUCAUCAAAUAAAUUUAAAUAUUAGUCAAUGGCAACAAAAACUGAACACAAAAUGCAGUUUUAGUUUUUAAAUGAAACUUUGUAUUAAGGGAGAACGAAAUCCAAACCUACAUGGCCCUGUGAGAAAAGGUGAUUGCUCUUUGAACCUAAUAACUGGUCGGGCCACCCUUAGCAGCAACAACUGCAAUCAAGCGUUUGCGAUAACUUUUUUGUUGUAUUGUUUGUCUUGUUUAAUUGUUGUAAUUCAGCCACGUUGGAGGGAUUUCCAGCAUGAAGCGCCUUUUUAAGGUCAUGCCACAGCAUCUCAACAGGAUUCAGGUCAGGACUUUGACUAGGCCACACCAAAGUCUUCAUUUUGUUUUUCUUCACCCAUUCAGAGGUGGACUUGCACCAGAUUUUACACCAGAUGUAAUGGGACACACACCUUCCAAAAGGUUAAACUUUUGUCUCUGCAGAUCACAGAGUACACUAAGUCCCCAACUAACGAACACAAUUGGCUCCAGACGACCGUUCUUACGUCGAAUUCUUCUUGCGUAGGGGAAAAGGUAAUAUUACCAAUGAUAUAGGUACGACACUGCGUUCCAAAUUAUUAUGCAAAUGAUGUUUUUGUUUGACUUUCCAAAGUACGUGAUGCAAAUGAUGAUCAGCAUAAUUUAAGUCAUUAGCUGUCAAAUUUUAUUUAAAAUGUUAUUGAACAAAACUCAUGAAAACAGUAUUUAAAAAAAAAAAAAAACGUACUGUCCCAAAUUAUUAUGCACAACGUAGUUUAAAGACGUUUUCUAGUUUGUAAAGAACUGAAAAUAGUAAUUUGUUGAAUUUACAGCAAUAUAAGGUCAUGUUUACUAAAAUAAAAAGCUAUUCCAAUCCAAUACAUCUUAACAGGUCAAGUUACAUGUUAACAUAGGACCCCUUGUUUGAUAGCAGCUUCACAAUUCUUGCAUCCAUAGAACUUGUGAGUUUAUGGAGAGUUUCUGCUUGAAUGUCUUUGCAGGAUGUCAGAACAGCCUCCCAGAGUUGCUGUUUGGAAGUGAACUGCCUUCCACCCUCAUAGAUCUUUUGCUUGAGGAUGCUCAUGCUUGAGGAUGAGAUUCUCAAUAGGAUUGAGGUCAGGGGAGGAGGGGGGCCACACCAUGAGUUUCUCCCCUUUUAUGUCCAUAGCAGCCAAUGAAGCAGAGGUAUUCCUUGCAGCAUGAGAUGGUGCAUUGUCGUGCAUGAAGAUGAUUUUGUUACGGAAAGCACGAUUCUUCCUUUUGUACCAUGGAAGAAAGUGGUCAGUCAGAAGCUCAACAUACUUUGCAGAAGUCAUUUUCACACCUUCAGGGACCGACCAGAUCUUUCCCUAUGAUUCCAGCCCAAAACAGGACUCCACCACCUCCUUGCUGACGUCGCAGCCUUGUUGGGACAUGGUGGCCAUGCACCAACCAUCCACUACUCCAUCCAUCUGGACCAUCCAGGGUUGCACGGCGCUCAUCAGUGAACAAGACUGUUUGAAAAUUGGUCUUCAUGUAUUUCUGGGCCCACUGCAGCCGUUUCUGCUUGUGAGCAUUGUUUAGGGGUGGUCGAAUAAAAGGUUUAUGCAGAACUGCAACCCUCUGGAGGAUCCGACACCUUGAUGUUCGUGGGACUUCAGCGACACCAGCAGCUUCAAAUACCUGUUUGCUGCUAUGUAAUGGCAUUUUAGCAGCUGCUCUCAUAAUCCGGCGUGUUUGUCUAGCAGAAACCUUCCUUAUUUUGCCUUUAUCUGCAUGAACCCGUGUGUACUCUGAAUCAGCCACAAAUCUCUUAAUGGUACGAUGAUCACGCUUAAGUUUUCGUGAAAUAUCUAAGGUUUUCAUACCUUGUCCAAGGCAUUCAACUAUUUCACGCUUUUCAGCAGCAGAGAGGUCCUUUUUCUUUCCCAUAUUGCUUGAAAAUGGUGGUCUGCUUAAUAAUGUGGAACAUUCUUCUUAAGUAGUUUUUCCUUUAAUUGGGCUCACCUGGCCAACUACUUAUCACAGAAGUAUGUGAUUGAUUUCAGUGAUCCACAGAGCCCUGAGACACAAUACCAUCCAUGAGUUUAACGGAAAAACACAGGAUUUAAUCUUUGAUACUUAAAUACAAUUUGCAUAAUAAUUUGGAACGCAGUGUACAUGUACGUGUAUACAUAUACAGUAUAUGCGUAUGUAUGUAAAUAUGAGUUUGGAUGCAGUAGUAAUAUUAAACAAGGAUAAUUAAUUAAAAAAACAAUAAUAAAAAUGAUAUAAUAAUACGUAAUGAUAAAUGUUAUUUACCUUUGAAGAGGAGUGGUCGAGCAUACAUCGUUGUGGUGGAGGAGUUAUUGAAAAAAAGGACAAAUGGUUGUCGUCGUUAGACUCUUCUAAAAGAGGUAGUGUUCUGUGGGUGGUGUAGAAUUAAGCAGGCCUAUUAACUCUUCAUAAACUUUAAUCACACGCCCUGUCUGGGUUGUAUCAUACAGCUAACAAUGUAGCUUUCCCUCUCCUCCCCUCUUCCUCCUCUUGUUCUCCCGCUGUUGGUCCCAUUAGCAGUGUCACAGUGCCCUCUGCUGGUCAAGCAUGUAGCAGUAUAAAUAUGGACUUAUAAGGCAAAACACAUGAAAAUAUAGACUAGUCGGCUUUGUUCGUAUCUCCGAAAGUUCGCACGUCGGAUGUUGGUUAGUAGGGGACUUAGUGUAUUUUCACAAAGGUCUUGGGGAUCAUCAAGAUGUUUUCUGGCAAUAUUGAGACAAGCCUUGAUGUUCUUUUUGUUCAGCAGUGGUUUUUGUCUUGGAACUCUGCCAUGCAGGUCGUUUUUGCCCAGUGUCUUUCUUAAGGUGGAGUCAUGAAAUUCAAGAUUCAAGAUUCAAGAUUCAAGAGAGUUUUAUUGUCAUGUGCAUGGUAAAACAGCAGUUAUACCAUGCAAUGAAAAUCUUAUUCUGUUCAUUCUCCCAAGAAAAGAAAGAAAAACACAAGAAAGAAUAAGAACAUAAGAAACAUAAACACAUAUACAUAAAUACCAAUAAAUUAAGCAACAACAACAGAAGAGACAUUAAUACAAGUAAAUAAUACAAAUAAAUAAAUAAAUAAAGUGCUAUGAGUGUGUGUUGCGUGCGGCGUGUCUGAGUGCUUCAUUGAGAAGCCUGAUGGCCUGUGGGUAAAAGCUGUUUGCCAGCCUUGUGGUCCUGGACUUCAAACUCCUGUAGCGUCUGCCUGACGGUAGGAGUGUGAAUAAUGAGUGUUGUGGAUGUGUGCUGUCCUUGAUGAGGUUGUGUGUUCUGCGUAGGACUCUAUAUGUAUAAAUGUCUUGCAGUGAGGGGAGGGCUGCCCCAACAAUGUUCUGUGAGGUCUUGAUCACCCGCUGGAGUGCCUUCCUAUCACGUGUUGUACAGUUACCGUACCAAACAGUGAUGGAGGCGGUAAGGACACUUUCGAUAGUGCAUCUGUAGAAGCAACUCAGGAUUGUGGUGGACAUGCCAAAUUUCCUCAGUCUUCUCAGGAAGUACAGUCUCCUUUGGGAUUUCUUCAGAAUUUGUUGGGUGUUGUGAGACCAGGUGAGGUCCUCGCUGAUGUGUGUGCCAAGGAACUUGAAGGUUUUCACCCUCUCCACCUCAGUCUCACCAAUAAACAGGGGUCUAUGUGGCUCCUUUUCCCUUGUUCUUGGGUCGAUGAUCAUCUCUUUAGUCUUAUCUGUAUUGAGAAGGAGAUUGUUAUCACGACACCAAGCUAUGAGGUCCGCCACCUCUCUUCUGUAUGAUGUUUCAACACCACCAGUGAUCAGUCCGAUGACUGUAGUGUCAUCCGCAAAUUUAAUGAUGCUGGUGUUGUUCUGGGAGGCCACGCAAUCGUAGGUGAAGAGCGUGUAGAGGAGUGGACUCAGCACACACCCCUGUGGGGUCCCAGUGCUCACAAUUCUUGAGCUGGAUGUGCGGUUGUGGACUCUGACUGACUGGGGUCUGCCCGUGAGAAAGUUAAACACCCAGUUACAGAGGGAGGGAGACAGGCCAAGUGUGAGGAGCUUAUUUGUGAGUUUGUGGGGGCUGACUGUAUUAAAAGCAGAGCUAUAGUCUAUAAAUAGCAUUCUGACGUAUGUGUCCUGGCCCUGUAGGUGAGAAAGGGCUGUGUGGAUGGCAGUGUUGACUGCAUCAUCCGUGGACCGGUUCUGGCGAUAUGCAAACUGUAGAGGGUCCACAGUUGCCGCCGGGAUGCUCUUUUUGAUGUGGGUCAUGACUAUUCUUUCAAAGCACUUCAUAACAAUAGGAGUGAGUGCUAUAGGGCGAUAGUCAUUCAAGCAGGUCACGUUGCUCUUCUUGGGUACGGGCACUAUGGUGGUGGACUUAAAGCAGGUCGGUACAGAUGCUUGUGCAAGCGACAGGUUAAAUAUGUCAGCAAGCACAUCAGCUAGCUCUGAUGAGCAAACCCGAAGUGCACGUCCUGAGAUGUUGUCUGGGCCUGCUGCUUUUCGUGGGUUUGUUUUGUUUAGAACCCUGCGCACAUCAGCUGAUGUCACCAUGAGAGGUGCGUCCUGUGUGCUCCCCAGGUUCAGCCACCCUCUCUGCUCAUCAGAAGUUUGGGUGUCAAAGCGGGCAUAGAACUCGUUCAGCUCAUCUGGAAGUGUGGUUUGGCUGGACGUGGCUACGCUACUCUGCUGGCGAUAGUCUGUGAUGUGCUGGAGCCCCGCCCACAUGCGCCGAGGGUCUGAGGUGGAAUAGUAGCCCUCCAGCUUCUGUCUGUACUGUCUUUUGGCCUCCCGUAUGGACCUCCUCAGGUCAUAUCUGGCCUUUUUGUAGUCAUCAGCGGUGCCCAUGACAAAUGCAGUCGAACGAGCACGUAGCU
Dunckerocampus dactyliophorus (ringed pipefish) is the source of this 7301-nucleotide messenger RNA. It is a transcript of the gene cryzl1, whose product is annotated as crystallin, zeta (quinone reductase)-like 1. Bases 149 to 1198 code for a protein of 349 amino acids. Lineage: Eukaryota; Metazoa; Chordata; Actinopteri; Syngnathiformes; Syngnathidae. The record is from RefSeq and is a predicted model, not a curated record. Gene Ontology annotation, molecular function: oxidoreductase activity. The transcript has 13 exons.